AUGAAGAAGAAGUCAAGGAAUGAGAAGAAGUCAUGGACGGAGAAGAUGUUAUGGAAGGAGAAGAUGGUUUGGAUGGAGAAGAAGUUAAGGAAGGAGAAAAAGUUAGGGAAAAAGAGGAAGUUAAAGAAGGAGAAGAAGUUAAGGAUGGAUAAGGAGUUUGGGAUGGAGAAAAAGUUUGGAAUGAAAAAGAAUUUAAUUAAGGAAGGAGAAGAAGUUAGGGAAAGAGAGGAAGUUAGGGAAAGAGAGGAAGUUAAAGAAGGAGAAGAAGUUAAGGAUGAAGAAGAAGUUUGGGAUGAAGAAGAAGUUUGGAAUGAAGAAGAAUUUAAUUAUGGAGAAGAAAUCAAGGAGGAAGAAGAACUUAGGGAAGGAGAAGAAGUUAAGGAUGGGGAAAUAGUUUGGGAUGGGGAAGAAGUGAAGGAAGGAGAAGAAGUUAGGGAAGAAGAAGAAGUUUUGGAUGGAGAAGAAGUUAAGGAUAAAGAAGAAAUUAUGGAUGGGGAAGAAGUUAAGGAGGGAGAGAUGAUUAUUAUGGAUGGAGAAGAAGUCAAGGAAGGAGAAGAAGUCAUGGACGGAGAAGAUGUUAUGGAAGGAGAAGAUGGUUUGGAUGGAGAAGAAGUUAAGGAAGGAGAAGAAGUUAGGGAAAGAGAGGAAGUUAAAGAAGGAGAAGAAGUUAAGGAUGGAGAAGAAGUUUGGAAUGGAGAAGAAUUUAAGUAUGGAGAAGAAAUCAAGGAGGAAGAAGAAGUUAAGGAAGGAGAAGAAGUUAUGGAUGGAGUAUAA
Sphenostylis stenocarpa is the source of this 774-nucleotide messenger RNA. NCBI's taxonomy places the organism in Eukaryota, Viridiplantae, Streptophyta, Magnoliopsida, Fabales, Fabaceae. The record is from the annotation of a GenBank genome assembly.